Messenger RNA from Odobenus rosmarus divergens (Pacific walrus), 1851 nucleotides. RefSeq names its product ribosomal modification protein rimK-like family member A (gene RIMKLA). The record is from RefSeq and is a predicted model, not a curated record. Lineage: Eukaryota; Metazoa; Chordata; Mammalia; Carnivora; Odobenidae. The transcript is spliced from 5 exons. Gene Ontology annotation, molecular function: metal ion binding; ligase activity, forming carbon-nitrogen bonds; ATP binding. Bases 124 to 1299 code for a protein of 391 amino acids. Gene Ontology annotation, cellular component: cytoplasm. Gene Ontology annotation, biological process: protein modification process.
GGCGGGAGCGGAGCCGCGGCGCGCGCUCGCCCCGGACGCCGGCCGGCCGCCCGCCAGCCCGAGCGAGCGGCCCGGGGCGUCGAGGGGGCCCGCGCCGCGCCGGGCGCCGCCGCCCUGGCAGCCAUGUGCUCCCAGCUCUGGUUCCUGACGGACCGGCGCAUCCGCGAGGACUACCCGCAGGUGCAGAUCCUGCGCGCCCUCCGGCAGCGCUGCUCCGAGCAGGACGUGCGCUUCCGGGCGGUGCUCAUGGACCAGAUCGCCGUCACCGUCGUCGGCGGCCACCUCGGCCUGCAGCUGAACCAGAAGGCGCUCACCACUUUCCCAGAUGUGGUGCUCGUGCGGGUGCCCACCCCCUCGGUGCAGUCGGACAGCGACAUCACGGUCCUGCGCCACCUGGAGAAGCUGGGCUGCCGCCUCGUCAACCGCCCACAGAGCAUUUUAAACUGCGUCAACAAGUUCUGGACUUUCCAAGAGCUGGCUGGGCAUGGGGUUCCCAUGCCAGACACCUUCUCCUAUGGUGGGCACGAAGACUUUUCCAAGAUGAUCGAUGAAGCUGAGCCCCUCGGCUACCCGGUCGUGGUGAAGAGCACGCGAGGACACCGGGGAAAAGCUGUUUUUCUUGCAAGAGAUAAACAUCACCUCUCAGACAUCUGCCAUCUGAUCCGCCAUGAUGUGCCCUACCUGUUCCAGAAGUAUGUGAAGGAGUCACACGGCAAAGAUAUCCGGGUGGUGGUGGUAGGGGGCCGGGUGAUAGGCUCUAUGCUUCGCUGCUCCACAGAUGGACGGAUGCAAAGCAACUGCUCUCUCGGCGGUGUGGGCGUCAUGUGCCCGCUGACAGAGCAAGGCAAGCAGUUGGCCGUUCAGGUGUCCAACAUCCUGGGCAUGGACUUCUGUGGCAUCGAUCUCCUCAUCAUGGAUGAUGGCUCCUUUGUGGUGUGUGAGGCAAACGCCAACGUCGGCUUCCUAGCCUUCGACCAGGCGUGCAAUUUAGAUGUGGGUAGCAUCAUCGCGGACUACACCAUGUCCUUGCUGCCCAGUAGGCAGACUGGCAAGAUGGCUGUCCUCCCAGGACUGUCUAGUCCCAGGGAGAAGAAAGAGCCAGAUGGCUGCGCUUCAGCUCAGGGAGUUGCGGAGAGCGUCUACGCCAUCAACAAUGGGUCUACCUCUAGCGAGAGUGAGCCUGAACUGGGAGAGAUCCGGGAUUCCUCAGUGAGCACAACGGGGGCCCCGCCCCCCAUGCUGCCCGAACCUGGCUAUAACAUUAACAACAGGAUUGCUUCAGAAUUAAAACUUAAGUGAAUUCCUGCUUUUUGGCAGCAUUUAAACCAAAUCCUACUGCUUCCCUAUAGUUUUGAGUGAAUAAAAUCCAGACUAAUGUGAUUUCAUUUGCACAGAAACUAGAAAAUCCCAUCUGGGCACUCAGCAUUCUUUCUAACGAUGAUUUAAGCAAACAGCUUAGCUUUGUGGUUUUUACAGACACUAAUAUAAAAACACUCACCAAGAGCAACAUCCCGGGCGAUCGACUUGAGACCGAUGUCUGCCGCGAGCACUUGAAUGCUACGGCUGACUUUUAAGGCGCUGCCUGGGAGCUGCUGCUUCUGGCUGUUUCCAGCAGAGCCCAUGAACUCAGACCGGCUCCCGGAAGUGCUGCACCCAGGAGCCACCCCCGGAGGCAGGCGGGUGCCGGAGAGAAGGAAUGUGACUGCAGUUACCUGGCUCUUCGCUAAGUGUGUGUGUGUGAUGCUUGAAGAAUACACAGUUCAGUCUCUGCUCCCCGUCGAUCACCAUCUUGGCCAUAUUUCUCUGACACUCAGGAUAUGGUGUUUUAGGGAGCUUCCUCAUUAGCAUUUU